AUGUCACCUUCUGCACAGUCUGAUAAUGCUGUUUUAAACAAUUUAUUAAAAGAAUUACACCCAGAGCAUGCUGAGCCUUUGUGGACUGUCUUGUCCAAAGUAUCUCCCGCUGUUCCUCAACCAAAAGCUGUUCCACAUCUUUGGAAGUAUAAGAAACUUAGACCUCUUCUUGAUGAAGCUGGUCGCAUUGUUCCGCAAGAAGAAUCAGAAAGAAGAGCCUUUAUGUUGAUCAACCCAGCAUUAAAGCGCCCACAAACUACUGACACUUUGUAUGCUGCUCUUCAAUAUAUUAAUUCUGGAGAAGUGGCUCCAGCCCAUAGACACACCCCUUUUGCCUUGAGAUUUAUCAUUGAAGGUACUGGUGGCUGGACAGCCGUUGAGGGUGAAAAGAUAUAUAUGGAGAAGGGGGACGUAAUUCUUACUCCACGCUGGCAGUGGCACGACCAUGGUAAAGAUGGUGAAGGUGCAAUGGUUUGGCUUGACGGACUUGAUUUGCCAAUGUUAAAUAAUAUCCCCGUAUGCUUCACCGAGCAUUACGAUCAAGACCGUUACCCAAGUAUUGAGGUUAAAAAGUCUACAACCAAGUACCCAUGGAGUGAUGUUCAGAAGUACUUUGACAGUGUAAGUGGCGAUUAUGCUAUUUACAACUAUCAAUCUCAAACUGAAGAAGGAAAGCCCUUGUCUUCGAUUAUCGCAGGUCAAGCAGAAAAGAUUGUUGGAGGCAAGUCUUCUCCUGAUCGUCUAGAGAGCAGUUCCUUCAUAUACCAUGUAUACGAAGGCAAAGGUCGUACUAUCAUUACUGAUGACAACGAUGUGGAAACUGUAAUUAAAUGGGAGAAUAGAGAUACUUUCUGUAUCCCGGCUUGGAGAAAGUUCAUCCAUGUCAACGAAGGUCAGGAGACUGUUUACCUUUUUAAUUUCAAUGACUCUGCAUUACUCAAGAAUUUAGAUAUUUACAGAGCCGAUCAGAUUUCCGCUAUCUAA
Debaryomyces fabryi is the source of this 984-nucleotide messenger RNA. RefSeq names its product cupin domain-containing protein. The transcript has a single exon. The record is from RefSeq and is a predicted model, not a curated record. NCBI's taxonomy places the organism in Eukaryota, Fungi, Ascomycota, Pichiomycetes, Serinales, Debaryomycetaceae. The coding region runs from base 1 to 984 and encodes 327 amino acids. Gene Ontology annotation, molecular function: dioxygenase activity.